Cuculus canorus (common cuckoo) is the source of this 7284-nucleotide messenger RNA. Its product is annotated as cell division cycle protein 20 homolog. Lineage: Eukaryota; Metazoa; Chordata; Aves; Cuculiformes; Cuculidae. The record is from RefSeq and is a predicted model, not a curated record. Gene Ontology annotation, molecular function: ubiquitin ligase activator activity; protein binding; anaphase-promoting complex binding. Bases 608 to 1792 code for a protein of 394 amino acids. Gene Ontology annotation, biological process: positive regulation of anaphase-promoting complex-dependent catabolic process; positive regulation of ubiquitin protein ligase activity; anaphase-promoting complex-dependent catabolic process. Gene Ontology annotation, cellular component: anaphase-promoting complex. The transcript has 11 exons.
GAGGGAGCAGCUGCGGGAGGAACCGGCUGCUGGACAAGGUUAACCCACCACAGGACAUAUCAGGGCUGCUGUGUCCAGGAUGGGGCUCCCAGCACGAGGAAGACCCUGCCCAGCCUGGAGCGAGUCCUGCCGAGCCCAGAGGAUGGUUGGGCCUGGAGCACAUUAUGGACAAGGAGAGGCUGAGAGAGCUGGGCUUUGAGAAACCUUUCAGGGGGAAACACUGAGCAAGGCCCCAGGGCAGCUGGGGGAUCCCAAUCCAUGGACGUUCUCCGUGUCUGAUGAGACAAAGCCUUGAGCCCCUGAUGUGUUUGGAGCUGUGUGAGAAAGGGUUUGGCUGAGAGACCAGCAGUGGCAAGAGCUGUGGGACUGGGGUGCAAGAAAGGAGCCCCCAUCUUCCGGGUGCCCCGACCCCCCCAUUCCUUUUUGGAGUGCCCCCUCCGUCCCCGCCCCAGGGAAUGGGAGGGGCCGUCCUCGCUUCAGCCAAUGAGAGGCGCGACCGCGCGGGUCCAACCGCCGGCGCGGGGCUGCGGAGCCUUAACGGCAGCGCGGAGGUGAGGGCGGCAGCGCGGAGCCUUAACGGCAGCGCGGAGGUAAAGAAGGAUCCAGAAUGCAGAGGAUGCAAAGGAUCGUUGGGCCAGAUUGCUACUUUCCCAGCCGUAGCACUCUGGACAUGGAUGUGGCCAAGUUCCUCCUGACCAGACAGAAGGACGCUGCUGAGGUGUCACCUGCCAAGAAGGAGUUCCAGAGAGCCCGAGCAGUGAUUCUGAACGGCUUUGAUCUGGAAAAGGCAAAGAUCCUGGGCCUCAGUGGAAAGGCUCAGAGCACUGCGGCAGGCUUUCAGAACAAUCUCAAAGCGUUCUACAGGCACCAGGUGAUGCCUGGGUGCAUCAGGAGGAAGGGCCGAUGCAUUUCGUCCGCAGCAGACUGGAUCCUGGAUGCCCCAGGCAUCCGCGAUGACUAUUGUCUGACUCUCCUUGACUGGAGCACUCAAAACCUCCUGGCGCUGGCUCUGGACACCACUGUCUACCUGUGGGACCACACCUCCGGGGAGACCGUCAACCUCAUGGAGACAGAGUACGCAGCUGGUUAUGUUUCCUCUGUGUCCUGGGGUAACGGAGGAGACUGCCUUGCUGUUGGCACGAGCAAUGGUGAGGUGCAGUGUCAGAAACGUCUCCGCACUCUGACCAGCCAUGUGUCCUGUGUGGGGUGUCUCAGCUGGAACAGCUACAUCCUGUCCAGCGGGUCAUGCAGUGGCCUCAUCCACCACCACGAGGUCCGAGUCGCUCAGCAUCACGUGGCCACGCUCGCUGGUCAUAUGCAGGAGGUGUGUGGACUGAAGUGGUCUCUAGACGGCCACUACCUUGCCAGUGGUGGUGAUGACCACGUGGUGAACAUCUGGCCAAGCAUCCAGGGGGGCCAUGGAGGAUUUGCUCCAGUCCAGACCUUCCGUCAGCACCAGGGUGCUGUCAAGGCUGUGGCAUGGUGUCCGUGGCAGUCCAGCAUUUUCGCCACUGGAGGUGGAGCCAGUGACAAACGCAUCCGCCUCUGGAACGUGUGUUCUGGCAGCUGCCUCAGCAAUAAUGUUGCCCGUUCCCAGGUUUCUUCCAUCCUGUGGUCAACAAACUACAAGGAGCUCAUUUCAGGCCAUGGAGAGAAUCAGCUGGUGAUCUGGAAGUAUCCAGCCAUGUCCAAGGUCACCGAGCUGCGAGUUAGACACCAGUUCAGAGAACCACAUCACCUCCUCAGACCAUUUGUCGGCAUGAAGCUUUGCCCCUCUGAGGCUGCAUGCUGAACCUGCAGAAAGAGACACGCUUAGGCACAACGCAAAGACACAGGCAGGGCCCUGCCAUUCCCAUCUCCUGCUACGUUACCUUGACUGCUCGCCCAUGAGCCUGCAUCAUCUUGGACUUCCACGCUGAGGCUUGCGCUCUACCUGGAAUACACAAACAGCAAAGGACGGGCAUCCCCUCAUGGACUGUAAGGCAGCUGAACAAUAACUGUGGCUUCACGUGACUCACCAUUGCUCAGUACCUUCCCAGGUCAGCUCUGUCGCUGUUGAGACACGACACUGUGAGGUGGAAGCAAGUUUCUUUAUUGAAGUUACAUGGCUGGCCGGCGGCGCUCGAUCUUACACGCGCCUCUUCUACCCUUGAUUAACACACGCAUCUCCGCAUGAUUGGAUUAGCUUAUACAUAAACAAUCUGUGAAUGGAUGGUACUACUUUCAUGCAUGGUCCUAUAUUGUCUGCCCACUUGCCGUCCCAUGCUCUCCUUCUGGGUGCAUUAAGCAGGGGUCCUCAGACCGCUGUGGACCCCACAAUUCCCCCUUUUUGUAUUUGUGCUAAUGAAAAUUGCCCAUUAAAGAUUGCCUGUGUCGGCUGCUGCGGGGCCCUUCGCAGCAGACACACAAUGCAGGGCAACAUCGACAGCACAACUACAAACAUACCUGUACUCCAUAAACUGUUGGAAAAUGUUGGCCUUGACAAUCCGGACAUGAGGCAACAAUACAUCGAGCUUCAGUAGUAGAAAGCUGAAACUGUCUCUUGAGUGCUCUGUGACCCUGUUGAAAAAACUGAUGAGAAGCAAUUGCUUGUUGCAUAAUGUUUGGUACUGGUCCUAAUGCUACCGCAGAUACUAAUUGGUCAGCCCGGGCAUUUCCUUCUGCUAUAAAACCAGGUAAGUCAGUAUGGCUUUUUAUGUGUAGAAUAUAAUAGGGUAGGCUGCGUUUUUGUACAGUUUCCCACAGGAGCUUCAUAACUCCAAACAACAGGUGGUUUGUCACUUGUCCAAGAACUGUUUUAUCCAACCUCUGCACUAGGCCUGCAACAUGAGCAGAGUCGGUUACCACAUUUAUGGCUUGUGGGAACUGUUGAAAUGCCAAUGUGACUGCUUGUAAUUCCACCACUUGUAGGGAGCCUUGUUGAUGCUCAAUUAAAUGUUGCCAAUUUUGUCCAUCAAACCAUGUAACAGCAGCUUUCCUGUUUUCCCAAACCCAUCUGUGAAAACUGUGGGUCCAUCAACAGGUGCUGUUUAGCUUAACAAUUUCUGUGCGAUAGAGAUUUGAGUUCCCAGUUUACAAAGUGGAUGGGAAGGAAAAUGAUACGAUACCUGGCCUGUAAAAUUAAGUAGCGCAGCUUGAAGUGCAGAACUAUUGGCAAGACACCAUUCAAAAUACUGAACUUGUAGAGGAAUAACAAUACAUUCCGGAUCUCGUGCCAAUAGUUCCACACAUCGAGUUCGAAUUUUUAUAAUGAGUUGAGCUAACAGCUCAUAUAAUCCUGGAGCAGGCUUUUUUGUUCGAAAUGGUAAGAAGAUCCACUCCAAUAUAUGGAGGGGGUCUUCCCACCCCUGAUCCCACUGCCCGAGCGCAGCAUAGGGCAUUGAGCCUUCCAGAAAGACCAAUGCCUGCACAAUUAGUCAGGUCAAUGCACCAGACAUGCUUUUCCUGAAUGGCUUUCUCUACAAGUGUCAGAACAUUUCUGGCUUCCUUAUUAAGAAUCCUGGGUGCUGCAAUAUCUGUGUCCCCUUUUAACAGAUCAGCUAGGGGUUGUAUUUGUGAUGAUGUAAGGCCCAAAUAGGGUCUCAGCCAAUUUAUAAUUCCAACUAUUUUUUGAACAUCAUUUAAAGUCUUGAUUUCAGUUACUAUCUCAAUUGCCUGAGGUUGAACUGUUUUGGCCAGCACUUUCAUGCCCAAAUACAACCACGGUUGAACACGUUGUACCUUUUCAGGGCAAAUGACCAGGCCAUAACAUUCCAACAUUUAUCUAGUGUCCCUUUCCAAUUCUCCUCAUUGUUCUGACAUUGCAGCAGCUAAUAAGAUGUCAUCCAUAUAAUGAUAGCAAUAGCAUUCAGGAUAUUUCUGCCGUACAACACUCAGUGCCUGGGCUACAAACCAUUGACAGAUGGCAGGUGAGUUUUUCAUCUCUUGGAGUAAAACCUUCCAAUGAUAUCUUUUUGUGGGUUCUGCAUGAUUAGUCAAAGGAAAUGUAAAAGCAAAUUUUUUGACAUCAUUUUCAUCUAAAGGAAUUGUAAAGAAACAAUCUUUUAAGUCCAUGACCAAUAUGUCCCAUUGCAUUGGAAUCAUUGUUGGGGAAGGUAGUCCCGGCUAUAGUGCCCCCAUGGUUGCAAGCACUUCAUUGAUUUUUCGCAGGUCAUGUAAUAAUUGCCAUUUUCCUGAUUUCUUUUUGAUUACAAAAACCGGUGUGUUCCAAGGACUGUGUGACUCUUCAAUAUGGCCUGCAGCUAACUGUUCUACCACUAAUGUGUGCAGGGCUGUGAGUUUCUUUUUGUUAAGGGGCCACUGAUCCACCCACACUGGCUUAUCUGUAAGCCAUUGCAACCUUAAAGUGGGUUUUUUUAGUGCCCUGCAGGAUAGUGACCCCUAUGGAAAAUCCGUUGUGAUACAGACUCCCCAUUGUCCCAAACAGCCUCUUCCCCAGAGGUUUAAGGGGGCUGGAGUAAUAUAAGGUCGUACAGUGGCAUUUUGCCCUUCAGGGUUCGUAAUAAUUACAGGUUUUUCUGCAAUGAGACUAGUAGCCAUACCUCCUAGACCCAUUACUCCUGAAGUUGCAUGUACCAUGCAACUACAAAAGAAAUUCACAAGAGUCCCCUCCCAGUCUGGGAUCACUGCGUCCUGUAAGGACAAGAGCCCUGCCUGUCUUCAGCAAAGGCACAUGGAUUCAGAACCAUCCAUCUCGCCAAAAAGGAACAGUCUCCUACGGACCUUAAAAGAGAAAAGCCGUUUCUGUUCCCCUGGCACAACCAAGCAGAUGGACCAGACUGCUGAGCAACAGCCAGAAUUGAGUCAUUGCAGUUUCAUGGAAGGGUUGAAGGAGAGUUGAAUCAUAGGGGAGUCAGGGCAGCUGGGGAGAGACACUUCUUUCCUGCACUGUCAUUGCUCUUGCAAGAAAAUUAUUUGGGCAUGAGAAACAUUUUUUUUUUGCCUUUGUGUGCCAUCAUUAGACAGGACAGCAGGAAAGUGACAAGGAAUGAUCUCAUUUCUCCAAGCUGGGAAGAUCUGUUCCAUUGAGAGGAUUUAGGUAUUUUAUUGUGGGUCUUUAGACCUGGAGCUGGAAAGACAUUCAGCUCUCUUCCGUCCCAGCCCUGUCUCUGCUUUAAGCAAAGUCUUUGCACACACAGGGUCUUGCACCAGGUUUCCUUAUGGCAAGGAUGAGUUUGCCUGGUACCACAGCUGCAGGGCUUCAGCCCCCGUGGGAAGCAAUGCCCUCAUCCAGGGGCACAGGCAGGAGGAGCGGGAGCUAUUCCUGUGGGAGAGAGAGAUGGGACAUGGUCACAGAGCUCAGGACGGAUGGUCUUCAAGGACAGCGUCCUCCAAGCUCAGCAAGGUUCCAGAGUCAGUUAAACCCAAUCUCAGCUUGAAUAGCAAUUCAAGGGCACUACGAUGAGUGUUUGCUGCUUCAGGAAGAGUUAAUGAGGAAACAAAGAUCCUAUGUGGUCACUGAUGGAUUUAGGAAGAGCAGAUGUAGGCAGAUCUGGGAUUCCCUGUGUCCUUGUUGUCUCUGUCUUCCCCAGCAAGGUCUCCCAUGCCCCUGUGACUCAGAGCAGGACUCUGGAGCAGAUCAAGCAAUGGUGGAUGGGGACUGAGUCAAGGAUCACUAGAGCAAACGCAAUACCUCCCAGUCUAUGAGGCAGCAGAGGCAGCAUUGCAGGGAGCUGAGUGAGCAGGAUGAUUUCACAGUGAAGCCUCUCCAUCAUCAUCUUCCAGGAAUCAGGCCAGUUCCUUCAAGCAAUGAUAGUGACAUCAGCCCCUGUGUCAAGCAGUCCAGAUAUUUGAAUGGAAUAUGGAAAAGUGGUGUUCAUAACAAGGAUACAUUUCAUUUGUGGUCUUGUGUCUGAGAGAGGUUGUGACGAACAAAUUUGAGGUGGUCCAGUGGAUCCAAAUCCCUCAUCUCCACAGAUGACUUGUUCUGUUUUAAGAACACUGCUUUUAAAAGGCACCAAUUGUGCAAUGCGAGUUCCCUCUUGUAUUGUAACAGGGGGGGUGAUAGUAGAAACCAUUGCACAAAUCUGUCCUGUAAAAUCCUCGUCAAUUACUCCCACAUGAACUAGAAUGUUUUGUAAGAUAGCACUGGAACGUCCGAUAAGUAAGGCACUGAGUCCAUAACCGAUGGGCCUCCACGCUUUCAGAGGGACCUUGUGUACUCCCUGUGUAUUAAUAGUUACUGUGUGGGCGGUGGAUACAUCCAUCCCUGCUGCUCCACUGUUUUUUCCUGAUAAGAGGUCGCAAAGGCCUGGGGCCGCAUUGCAGGAGACCAAGUGUUCUUCAUGGGCACAGGUAUUUGUGUCUGGGCGUGCCCCCCACGCUCUGUCUCCCGUUUCCCGGCUGUAGCAACUCUCCAUUGAUGUGAUAUUUGGACUGGCAUUGCUUAGCAAAGUGUCCAGCUUUCCCACACCUGAGACACCUGCUAACAGCUGAUGUGAUCGCUGAUCUAGCAGUGCCAUUAUUCUUUUUUUGUCUAUUUGAACAGGCAGUUUUGAGAUGUCCAGUCUGGUUACAUUUACAACAUCCUUUGUCAGGUGUUCCCAUGGCUGCCAUAGCAGCAGCGAGAGCAGCCAUUUUUUGGUCAGCCGACCCCAUCUGGGCACAAGCCAUGAUCACAGUUUCAAGAGUCUGUUCACCUGGCAAGGCACGUAUUAUUUUUUGACAAUCUGCAUUAGCAUUAUCUCGCGCCAGCUGUGUGAUCAACAGUGUUUUGACAUAGUCAUCAAAAACUUGGCAUUCUACAGCAGCCCGCAGCCUCUCUACAAAUUGUAAAAAUGGCUCUUGAACUCUCUGUGUAAUUGUUAUAUUUUAUCCUUCGGUUCAGCGAUCUCGGCUGUUCUUAUCAGUGCUUUAAGCCCUACUGCUUUUACCUGUUCAAGCACUGAAGGGUGCCACUGAGCUUGAUGCUGCGGAUUACUAAACUGCCCAGUUCCUGUUAAAACAUCUACACCUUUCCCAUAUCGGGGGUCUGACUCGGGGAGCUGCAGGUUCCAUAUUACCUGUGCUUCUGCCCUCUGAGUCCAAAUAUUUCGAAAAACUGUGCACUGAACAGGCUGAAACAUAAUUUGUGCAAUUUGGGCAAAGUCAUAUGGUGUCACCUUUAAGGUGUAGCUAUUGCCUCGGACAAUGUCCAGUGUCCUUCUAGCAUAGCCUCUUGUUUUACCUUUUGCCAAAAUACACAGGGAUCAUACGGUCUCACAGUAAUCUGUGCCGAGGGUGAAUCCCACGCCUGAGGGGUUUGAGGUUUACUGGAGGAACCCCCAAAGGUUGGCUUGGCGUUAG